Molecule: messenger RNA, 3108 nt
Organism: Notodromas monacha
Lineage: Eukaryota; Metazoa; Arthropoda; Ostracoda; Podocopida; Cyprididae
Source: the annotation of a GenBank genome assembly
GCUUUUCUUUGCAUAAUUUUUUACGAUUUUUUUUUUCUGUGCGUGUCAAUUGUUGGAGUGCGAAUAUUGAUGACGAAAUAAGCAGUGACGCGAUGAUGGUCGAAGGCCACGGACUGAAUGAAAUGUCACCAGUAUCAGGGAUCUCACCUGUCUCAUCGUUGUUAUUGGCUGAUCGGUCGACAGGAAAUUCGCUCUUAUUUCCCUGCUGCAGAGUGUCGAUUAUGAAAUAGCACGAAAAAAAAACAAACCGUGGGAAAGAAGAGAAUAUAUAUAUAUAUAUAUAUAUAUAUAUAACAAGCCCGUCUGUCUGAGAGGGAAGAACGAAAGAAAGAAAGAUGCCAGAGUCGGCAGUAGGAGACAUCGGCAACGAGGACUCGCCGUCGUCGGUUGUCCUCAUGAGCAGCGUUGUGGGCCAGGGCCAGGGCCAGGUGUUGCAUCAGCAGCAGCAGCAGCAGCACGCGUUGCGACCCAGUUCGAGUUUCUGUUCGAGUUUGGCGUCCGACUCGGAGUCUGGCAUGGACUCGGAAGUGGAGUGGGACGAGGAGCCGCCGGAAGGCGGCUACAAUGACGGCGACGAGGCGGCCGUGUCCGUGCCGGGCGCCUACAUGACGCUGCGGGACAAGAUCCACGAGAGGAUCAAGGCAGGCGACAAGUUCUUCUCGCUCGAGUUCUUCCCGCCCAGGACCAAGGCCGGGGCUGUCAACCUCUUGUCCAUGUUUGAGAGAAUGGGUAGUGCUGGAGCACUGUUCAUAGAUGUGACCUGGCAUCCAGCUGGGAACCCCGCAGGGGAAACUGAGACAUCAUCCAUGGGCAUUGCAAAUGCAGCCUUGAACUAUUGUGGCCUGGAGACCAUGUUGCACAUGACCUGUUUGGGGAAAACACCUCAGGUCAUUGGUGAAUACUUGGAGAAGGCCAAGCGUUUGGGUGUGCGCAAUGUCCUGGCCCUCAGGGGUGAUCCAAUACCUGGGGGAGAGCCAGACCAGCCUGACGCACUGCAUCAUGCUGUGGACCUGGUAAAACUCAUUCGCCAAACCACUGGACGCCAUUUUGUGAUUGGGGUUGCAGGUUACCCCUGUGGACACCCAGAAGCUGAGAGCUAUGAGAAAGACCUUGAGUACCUCAAGGAAAAGGUGGAUGCUGGGGCGGAUCUAGUCAUCACGCAGCUGUUCUUCAAGGCCGAGCACUUUGUGCAGUUCGAGGCGGACUGCCGCCGCGUGGGCAUCACGGUGCCCAUCAUCCCGGGCGUCAUGCCCAUCCAGAGCUACGACUCCCUGCGCCACAUCGUCAAGCUGUCCAAGCUCCAGGUGCCCGACGAGAUCAAGGGCAUCCUGGAGCCGCUCAAGUGGAACCACGAGGCCAUUCGCAACUUCGGCAUCCGCCACGCCGUCGACAUGAUCCGCACGCUGUUCCGAGCCGGAGUGGCGCCGGGCGUCCACUUGUACACGCUCAACCGGGAAGUGGCGUCCGAGCGGAUCCUCAAGGAAGUCGGGCUGUGGGACUCGGGCCCGCAGCGGUGCCUGCCCUGGAAGACGGCGGCGAACGUGAAGCGGUGCAAGGAGGACGUGAGGCCCAUUUUCUGGGCCAGGCGGCCCAAGUCCUACGUCUACCGCACGCAAAAGUGGGACGAGUUCCCGAAUGGCCGCUGGGGCAAUUCCCAGUCGCCGGCGUUUGGGGAGCUCAAAGACUAUUAUCUAUUCUAUCUCAAGAACAGUACACCCAAAGAGGAACUGCUGAGCAUGUGGGGAGAGCGACUGACUUGCGAAAAGGACGUUUGGGGUGUGUUCGAGCGUUUCAUCAGUGGAGAGAUAAACGAACAUGGAGUAAAGGUGACAACUAUGCCGUGGUCUGACGCGGAACUUGAGCCAGAGACAUUCCUGCUCAAGGACAAACUGGCAGAGCUGAAUAGAAAGGGCAUUCUCACCAUCAAUUCCCAGCCCUCAGUGAACGGGAUGUCGAGUGAGGACCCGACCCACGGCUGGGGCCCCAAGGGCGGCUACGUGUACCAGAAGGCGUACUUGGAGUUCUUCACGGCGCCGGACGUGGUGGACCACCUGCUGGCCCUCCUGCCGGCCUUCCCCACCGUCAACUUCCACGUGAUCGACAAGCGGGGCCGCGUCAACUUGACCAACAUCAACAAGCACAGGUGCAUCGCCGUCACCUGGGGCGUCUUCCCGGGCAUGGAGAUCGUGCAGCCCACGGUGGUCGACCCGAGGAGCUUCAAAGUCUGGAAGGAUGAAGCCUUUGAGCUGUGGACAGAGCAGUGGGGCAAGUUGUACCCUGGGGACUCAGAGUCCAGUCGACUCAUCGAGUCCAUUGCCAAUUCCUACCUGCUCGUCAACCUCGUGGACAACGAGUACAUCCAGCCGACGCGACUCUGGGAGCUGCUGGACGCCGUUUUGAAGCGGAAGGCCGCCACUUCAACCGCCGAUCGAUGACAAACGACAAUGAGACACAUGGACAUGAUAGCACCCUUUUGCAAUCAUCACGUUGUUGUUGUUGUUGUUCCGUCCCUUUUGAUGCUGGUGAUCGCGUUGCACUUGUCGUCGUCGUCAUCAAUGCUGCUGACCUCUCUUGACCUCACGUGGUUUUUUUGCAAUGUACACGUCUGGUUGGUUUUAUUAUAAUUUCUUUUCCUUCUCAUCUCUCUCGUUUGCGGACGUAUUGUUUGUACACACGACCGACGCCACCUUGAAUUGUGUUGUUUGCGGUGAGCAACAUUAAAAAAAAGAAAACACCGUUGGCAUGCACUGGAAUGGUGCUGAGAUUGGGGAAAAGGAGUGUUUGAUUGAAUUCAGUUUCAUUUCUUCUGCACAAAAUCUUAGCAGCUUUUGGAGUUGCAAACAGGACAAUGUCCCCUGCAUGAGGUUAACAAAAAUAAAAAUGUCUUUUUUAACUCUGAUCACCAGCAACCUGACUUGAUCCAUUCCAUGAAGAGAGAGAGAGAGAGAGUAAGUAUCAUUCAGAUACAGGUGGUACCUUGUAAUUUGACCAUCCCGCAAUUCGAUGGUCAAAUGUGCAGAGAGGUUUACUUGCAAUUUGAGCCUUGCCCUACAAUUUCAACUGCUUUUCCUUUUUUUUUUAAAUUUUUGCACUUAUGUUUCAAAUUUG